CCGUAGCUAUGCAUUUGUUGGAUUUGACGAUAUCCGUAGCGAUAUGAAAUGUUGGAUUGCUCUCAUAAUCUCAUACCUGAAGAUAAUUUGCUAAGGUUAAAUUAAAACAAAACCACAAGGUGCAAACAUUCUGCAUGCAUUUAGCGACUGGUUCAGUCAUGCACUUUGUUCAAUUGUGAUUCUUUAUUUGUUGAUAAAAAUAGCGAGUGAGUAAAGUUUUGUGCUUGGAAUUUAACUGAAAGUCGAAAAUAUGAGACUGAUUUUGAUUGUGGUGGCUUCGUUGGUCACUGUAGUUCUGGGAGGUCCUCACCCAAGACACAAUAAGAUCCGACGUGGGGGGCCCUUUCAUCAUCACGGACCACCCCCACCUCGACAUUACGCUCAUCAAAACCUGCACAGCUCAGCACCUUUCAGUCACCAUGGGCAUGGGCAUGGCGGUGGGCCAGCGAUAGGUGGAAUUAGUAAUUACGCUUAUCUUGCUGGUGGCGAAGGACAUGGUGCACAUGGCCAUCACCACCAGAACCACCAUCCUCCCCAAUUAUUAGGGGGAGGGCAAGAGCUGUUGAGCAGCUUGUCGCAAGCCUACGCCCCUGUGGAGCCUCCCUCACUUUCUGUUGCUCCCAUCAUCCCAUAUGAACCAGAAGGUCACUUUCCCGGAGGAGGAGUAGAUGGUGGUGGUGGUGGUGGUUAUCCAGAACCAGGUCCGGCCCCUGCAACGACCUCAAUCUCAAAAUCAGUCUACGUCUUCUCAGCCCCCCAUGAACCAUCGGAACACAUUCGUCCACAUAUCGUUAAGAAGUUUCCACAACAGAAACAGAAACAUUAUCAAGUCCUCUUCAUCAACGCUCCAAACCCACCCCCACAUCCCCAACAUACCGUCGAGUUGCCCCCACCCCCAGAGUUGAAGACACAGAUUUACGUCCUUGUCAAGAAACCUCAGCCUGCCCCACCAGUUAAAAUAAUUCCUGCUAAAGUUCCGCUAAGCAAGCCUGAAGUGUACUUCAUUCGCUAUAAAAACAACCAGGGUGGAGGAUAUGCACCGAUCCCAUCCGACGCUCCGAUCACAUAUCCCCAAGUAAUUGACCACGGUGGACACCACGGUGAGCAGCUCAUCUAUCACGACCAACCUCAACUUCUCCACCAACCACACGAGGAGCAAUUUCAACCCUUGGUACAACCAGGCCUGGAAUCGCCGCAAGAAUACACUUCAAUUGUCCCCGUUCAAGAGCAUGAACACCAACUCGAGUACGCACCCCAUCACCAUCAACAGCUCCAGCAAUUCCAGCCUGGUCCGGAGGAGUACGUUGUUGGACCACAGGAAGGUCAGUACGGAGAGUACGUGGAAGGGGGUGGUGUCGUUGGAGGGGUACAAGAACAAUAUGCUCCUGCUACCGUGGGCGACCCAUAUUCCGAUUACAGUCGCUUAUCCGCCCAUUUCUCCACCGUGACCGGAAGACCUGUCAAACUCCUCAGCUCGAGGCUGUGGAACAAGAAAAAGUCAACUAAACUCAGACGGCGAAAAAACCCCGUCUCCCGAAGCGAUGCUAAUAAUGAGAAAUGGACUCCAAUUAUUGCAAAGAAUAAGGUCGGAAAAAGAGAGUUGGAUGCAGGCAUGUCUGGCAUCUAAACCAAUUACGUCACGUUCAAAUCAAAAUAUUGCCAUGUUAUUUUAGGUCUAAAUUAUUAAUUAACAAAAAUUCUUUCAUAGGUACCAUAGUUCAUCAUCCUAUUUACUUGUUAGAGCAAUACAUAUAUAGGCAGGGCUGAUGCGGUCAUUUAAUUUUAUACGCGUAACUAUACAUAAUCUGGUAAAAGUUUCCCUUUCAACUUACCAAUUUCAAAAACAGUUUCCAAUACCAGCGAACAAACCCAGUCUGCAGGAGUACAUGCCUUGCAUAAUAAUGCAAAUUCUUAAUCAGAUGCGAUUUUCUUUCAAUUCAAUAAUAUGGGUGGAGUAAGUGGGCAAGAUUGCGAUUGAUCAUCAAAACUGCAACAACAACGAGGCAAGUUUUUUUACCACCGCAAUAGCCACGGGAUAUGUGACUUACUAUUUAAGUUGCAUAUGCAGUGUUAUGAUAACGACUACUAAUAAUAAUGAUAAACUAGUCUGUGAAGGAAACGAAAGUGACCAACAAACAAUCCACGAGGCUCAGGCACUACUACCAAAUGAACCAACGUUAAGCUUGCAUUUUUUAACGAAUUCUGUUUUUUUAUUCCUUUAUUCUCCUUUUUUUGCAGUUCAUUGUUGACUUUUACUAUAUGUAAUUGUUUCAUAUUUGUUAUAUAUGCAGUAAAAAGCAAAUACUUGUUAUUUUUUAUUUACACACUUCCUUUUCUGUAAAUAAAAGUAAAGCAAAAAUGUGUGCGUA
This is a messenger RNA of Folsomia candida, 2369 nucleotides long. Its product is annotated as leucine-rich repeat extensin-like protein 2. NCBI's taxonomy places the organism in Eukaryota, Metazoa, Arthropoda, Collembola, Entomobryomorpha, Isotomidae. The transcript has 6 exons. Bases 251 to 1627 code for a protein of 458 amino acids. The record is from RefSeq and is a predicted model, not a curated record.